Venturia canescens is the source of this 531-nucleotide messenger RNA. RefSeq lists its product as uncharacterized. Bases 1 to 531 code for a protein of 176 amino acids. The transcript has 2 exons. Lineage: Eukaryota; Metazoa; Arthropoda; Insecta; Hymenoptera; Ichneumonidae. The record is from RefSeq and is a predicted model, not a curated record.
AUGACCUCGAACGGUUGCUCGCCGGGCCUCCGGCGUCGAGGCUCCAUCCCGGUGGACACCCCUCAUCGUCGUAACACCGACACGAGCCCUCGGGAGGCGAUCCGUGCACGAGACACAACAAACGCUGCACCAGCCGUAUUUCCCGUCACGAAAACUCUGAGCUGUCAACAACUCGCCGGUCCGAGCUGUCGGUCACAGUGCCCCAUUCGGCCACGGUGGCACUGGGCAUCAGUGCAUCGACCCGUGGUGUCUCACGGGGAUCAAACGUCGAAGAUACAAAGACCAACACGGAAAAAAAAUAAGAACAUAAACAAAAACGAAGACGAAAAUGAGGACGAUAACGUCGAAGACGAAUACCAAGGCAAAGACAAAGACGAAGAUGAAAACGAGAAUGAAUACAAGAACGAAUACGGAGACAACGACAAGAACAAGAAUGAAGACCAGAAUAAGUACGAAGACAAGAGCGAGGACGAAGACAAAGACGAGAACGAGAAUGAACACCAGAACGAGGACGAAAACGAAAAAGGGUGA